UUUGCAUUUGGUACCACGUUAAAUGGAAAACAUUAUACUUGGUGUAUUGUUGAUGCCAUGCGUGCAACCGAAUUUACAUGUAACAGUACAGUACAUGUGAAGGACAUCAUGACGGGUUAUCAGGACAUUCUGCAAAACAUCAAGAGUUUGCAGCACUCCAAACUGAGCUACAUAGAGCUUCUUCAAGAGGAGGUGAAGAGAAACCGAGAUAAGAAGUCUGAAGAGGAUGGUGAUGACUCUUCUCAUCCGGCGUCUCGUCCGCCUUCGACCUCUGCACAGAAUCAUCAGUUUACAGCACCCUACUCCAUUCCUCAAGCCCUCGCAGUGUCUGCUAGUCUGGGUGGGCAAGCGAUGUCACCAGAGCUGGCGGUGAGUUUAAGAACGGUUUUGUUCGGGAACACCUUCCACAUAUUCAACUACGAGUGGAAGAAAUCAUUCUUCAAGUUUCGGGAGCCUUUCUCUGAGAUGGCGUAUGCUCUGGAGACCGAGAGGGGGGGAGCGUGUGCUGUUCAGAUGGUGGUUCAGGCUCAUAUUAUUAAAUACUUGCUCUUCAACCGGUCAGCAGACUCAGACUGUACAAUUCAGAGUAUGGUGACUGUAGGAGAGAUGGAGCAGAGGAAGGCACUGGCCGCUGCUCUGACUGAUAUCUUGUGGGCCGCCGGUGAGGAGCAGACGGUCACCGUGUGUUUGGUGACAUCAGAGCGCUGCUUCACGCCACACCUCAACUACAAACUGGACAGCUUCACCGAGAGAUUGCAGCUUUUCACCUUUAAGAAGAAAGAAGAAGCUAGAGCAUUCAUAUAUGAGCACAUCCAAUGUUUCAGGGAAGAAGGAAGCCAUGGAAUCAUACUCUUUCUUUAUAGCCUUAUCUUCUCCAGGACAAUCGACAGGAUACAGACAGACUUGGAUUGUACCACCACACAACUUUUGCAUCUUCGCUUUGGCAAUUUUGUUUGCCGACAGGCUUUAAUAAACCUGCUGUUGACGGGCCGUGCGACUCCUCAUGUCUUCAAUGGUACAUCUCAUAACAAAGAGCAAGACAAACCUCUCUAUGGGGUUCUGACCCGCAGCAAUGUCGGAUAUCUGCUCUGGAACAGGGAUCAAGUCAACCAUGCACAGCUCCCACAGGUGGGCAGCAUGCUGAAAACCCCCAAGCUGCCUAUCUGGGUGUGCAACAUCAAUGGCACCUACAGUGUUUUGUUCGGCACAAACUGUUCACUGCUCUCUGACUGGAAGAUGGAGCAUCUUUUCCAGCUUUAUUUCUACAAUGGCCAACCGACUCAGCUCAACACAACAACACUCUCUAUAGAUACACAUUCCCAUCACUGGGAGGCUGACAAUAGUGAUAUUCAGGGAGACCCAGAGAAAAAGUUUCCAUCUCUGGAGAUGACCAUUCGGACCAAGUGGGAAGGCGCUGUGAUUGACUGGAAUGGGACGGUGCCUUUUUUCUGAAGCAUUCAGGAGUGCCUAAUAUAUAGACUACCUCUUCUGGUGUGCAAUGGUUUUAAUUCUUGUCUUGUAAAUAUUAUAAUUGCCCCUAACAACACUCAUGUUUGACUAUAAUAACCAACAAUAUGUAGGGUGACCAUAUUUAGUUUGCAAAAAAGGUAACACAUGUGUUAAAACCAUGAUGAAGUACAUUUAGGGGGUUGUUCAAUCAAAUCCAGACAGGCUUAUAAGACUGAAGGGCUUUAUUCUGUGUAAACAACCGUUCUGCAUGUACUUCUAUCCUGCUUAUUACAUGGCUACUUUCAACAAAACAUAAAAAUUAGACACAAAACAUUGUUCAUAGCCUCAAUGGUUCAUAAUUCUGUAAUUAAACACAAAGCUGACGGAAACGAAAACAGCUGAACGGAGUAUACACUAACCUGCGCAUUAUUCAGUUCAACUCAUGUUUAUUUCUCUGAAUCAUCUGUUGAACUGCAUCCCAACCAUCACAGAUAUUGCAGCUGACCUAUUGGAACCCACAUGGACCCAAUAUUCUCAUUGAAAUCAGUCAAGUUUGGUGAUUGGAAAAAGCAUGGUUUGGGGUUACAUUCCGUAUGGGGGCACACAAGAGAUCUGCAGAGUGGAUGGCAACAUCGACAGGAUAUCAAGGCAUUUGUGCUGCCCAUUACAUUAGUCGUAAUGGUUUGUAGUUCUGUAAUAAAACACAAAGCUGACAGAAACCAAAACAGCUGAACGGAGUAUACACUAACCUGCGCAUUAUUCAGUUCAAUUCAUGUUUAUUUCUCUGAAUCAUCUGUUGAGCUGCAUCCCAAUCAUCACAGAUACUGCAGAUGACCUAUUGGAACCCACAUGGACCCAAUAUUCUCAUUGAAAUCAGUCAAGUUUGGUGAUGGAAAAAACAUGGUUUGGGGUUACAUUCCGUAUGGGAGCACACAGGAGAUCUGCAGAGGGGAUGGCAACAUCGACAGGCCUGGGAUAUCAAGGCAUUUGUGCUGCCCAUUACAUUAGUCGUAAUGGUUUGUAGUUCUGUAAUUAAACACAAAGCUGACAGAAACCAAAACAGCUGAACGGAGUAUACACUAACCUGCGCAUUAUUCAGUUCAAUGUUUACUUCUAUAGCGCUUUUACAAUGUAGAUUGUGUCAAAGCAGCUUAAGUCUAGUCCAGUUUUCAGUGUUGAAGUUCAGUUCAGUGUGGUUUAAAUUUCACUGCUGAAAGUUCAAACGCUGAAGAGCAAAUCCAUCGAUGUCCACAAGUCCCAAACCAAGCAAGCCAGUGGCGACAGUGGCGAGGAACAAACUUCACCAAUUGACGAAAGUGAAGGAAAAAACCUCAAGAGAAACUUGGGCACGACCAUUUCUCCUCUGGCCAAACAUCCUGGGCAGAGCUGCAGUCUUGGUGCCGGAGAACGCUGGACGUCUAUCGUGGUGUUCAGGCUGGCCUAUAGGAUCAAUGCAAAGACUCGUCUGUCACUGUGUUCUUCCAGGAGUAAGUCUCAUGCUCUCCACUCCUCCAUGAGCGCCACAGCAUCAGCUCAGAAUACGGCCUGGUCCAGGAUUAUGGAUACCUUGGCAUCAUUUCUUUGCAUAAUCUCUUGAGGCCUCGGGAUGAGUAUCCUCAGGUGGAAAUAGAAAAUAAAGAUACUAAUUAGCGUAGCUGCUGUUUAUAGUGUAUAUAAACACGAGAUGCAAAAAUAUACUAUAAAUGAAAAUAAUAGUUUUAUAGAUAAACAUAGAAACAAGCAUGUAAAGCAUAUGAGUAUUCAGUCACAAGAUGGCGCCAAACAGUCCAAUACGCAAAGUUGUUAUGACAAAUAAUAGUACAACAAUGAUUCUACAAUGAUUUUACAACUCACCACAGUUCAAGGUAUUGGAAGAGCCAAGCGAAGGUUUAGAAAAUCAGGCUUUAGAUAUUUUUGAAUUCCUGUCCCAAUGGUCAGGAAGUUUUUGUUAUGUUACUUGUUAAAAUCUGAUUUGCACAUGUCACUUCUGUUUACUUCUUUCCUAGCGCCUCUAGGGUCUUUCUUUCAUAGUGUUGCUGUGCUUCAGUUUGGAUCUGAUAUAUGGGUUCAAGUUGCUAGUAUCAAAUCUCAAGGCUAAUCGCUGUUCUUAAGUCAAGUGUCAAGUAAUGACAGAAAAGGCUAUCGUAUCAUGUUGCAGGCUUUAAUCAUUAAGUCAACACUGUUGGGAAGUAGCUAGCUACUAGCAUAGUUAGAUUUUUUCUGUAGUUCGACAGUAGCUACUUAUUAAUCAAUGGAGCUUUUUUCAGUAGUUAACUAUUGGAACGAUAAUUAUUGUGAACGGCGCUGUACAAGUAAACUUGAAUAGAAUUUUUUCAACAAAGUGCUACACUACCUGAAAAAAGUCUUGUCGUCGAUCCCAGUUUCCAAGAGUAACAAAUAAUAACUUGACUUCUAUUUGAUCAUUUGGAAAGCAGACAGAAUGCAGACAUGUUUCUGAUGAAUCCUCUGUUGAGCUGCAUCCCAAUCAUCACAGAUACUGCAGACCUAUUGGAACCCACAUGGACCCAAGAUUCUUAUAGAAAUCAGUCAAGUUUGGUGAAGGAAAAAUCAUGGUUUGGGGUUACAUUCCGUAUGGGGGCACACAAGAGAUCUGCAGAGUGGAUGGCAACAUCGACAGGCCUGAGAUAUCAAGGCAUUUGUGCUGCCCAUUACAUUACAAACCACAGGAGAGGGCAAAUUCUUCAGACGUCCCCCUCACUUUUUGAGACAGACCAUUUAGAAACAGGUGAUUACGAAUGUAAACUUUUGGAUUUCACACAGCUGUCCCUCCACUUUUAAAAUGUCCACUACACCCCAGGACAUGCGCUAUGAGUAAAUUAAAUAAGCUAAAUUGUCCGUAGUGUAUGUGUGUGAAUGUGUGAGUGUAUGGGUGUUUCCCAGUACUGGGUUGCGGCUGGAGUGGCAUCUGCUGCGUAAAACGUGCUGGAUAAGUUGGCGGUUCAUUCCGCUGUAGCGACCCCUGAUGAAUAAAGCGACUAAGCGGAAGGAAAAGGAAUGAAUGAAGUACAUUUCAUUAAUGCUCUUUCCCUUGUUUGUACUGUCUGUACUGUGUAACUAGCUACUGUACUUUUAAUGUAGCUAACAACUUUGGUACAAGGGUAGUUUGACUGUAGCUUAACUACUUUAACUGACGUAUGGCUCAAUUAUAUUCAUAACACUUUACUUGUACCCGUGUGGUAAUUGAUGGUACAUAUAAGGAGCAUUUGAAGUGGAUCAUCACCUUUCAUCAAAGUUGUCCUCAAAUUA
Danio aesculapii is the source of this 4716-nucleotide messenger RNA. RefSeq names its product MINDY family member 4B (gene mindy4b). The transcript has 11 exons. The record is from RefSeq and is a predicted model, not a curated record. The coding region runs from base 58 to 1452 and encodes 464 amino acids. Lineage: Eukaryota; Metazoa; Chordata; Actinopteri; Cypriniformes; Danionidae. Gene Ontology annotation, biological process: protein K48-linked deubiquitination. Gene Ontology annotation, molecular function: cysteine-type deubiquitinase activity; K48-linked deubiquitinase activity.